Molecule: messenger RNA, 5247 nt
Organism: Gorilla gorilla gorilla (western lowland gorilla)
Lineage: Eukaryota; Metazoa; Chordata; Mammalia; Primates; Hominidae
Gene: PRRX1
Product: paired related homeobox 1
Exons: 4
Coding region: 1315-2052 (245 amino acids)
Biological process (GO): regulation of transcription by RNA polymerase II
Cellular component (GO): nucleus
Molecular function (GO): DNA-binding transcription factor activity, RNA polymerase II-specific; RNA polymerase II cis-regulatory region sequence-specific DNA binding
Source: RefSeq, a predicted model, not a curated record
GAGUUUCAGUUUGUCUUUUCUCCCCGUGAUAUUAUUGCAGGGGAAUGAUAAUUAGACCUUUAGAAAUCCAAAGGGGCUCUCUUGCUCUCUUCCCUCUCUCAUUUCUCUUCUCUCUUUCUCUCUCUCUCUCUCUUCCUCCCUCCCUCCCUUCCUCCCUCCCUCUCUCCCUCUCUCCCUCCCUCUCUCUUGCUCCCUCCCUCUCCCUUUCUCUCUAACUCUGAUGUUGGCAAAGGGGGUUUUCUUAAUCAGACUGUUUUUUGGUCCCAGGGAAAGGAGGAAGAAGGAGAUUGUGAUGGAGAAAGGGGGUCUGUGAAACGUCAGGCACAGCACAAAGGCUUUGCCACGUAAUUACAGGCUCCUAUUAAGUCGAGAUCUGCCCUCCCAGGGGUCUCCAAUUUUCUUGUAUUCCCUACAAAGCCUCCUCUGCAUGCCAGUUUGUGCCUUUUGAAGUGCCAGAGAGCUUCUUGAUCCAACUGAGAAGGAAAAAGGAGCCCAGCAAGAAGAGGGGGAGAGAGAGAAGGGAAAGGGGGGAACCCACCAGCACCCUCCGUCGGACUCUUGAAGCCUUUUUUUUUUAAUUCUUAAUUUUUUUUUUUUUUUUUACUCUUUACAAAAAGUAAAGUGAGAAUCCUGCUCUCUAAUACAUCUGCAAGACAUCACCCUCUCCUCCUGAAACUUUAGUCACUCCUGAGAAUCCACAGGAGUGCCGAGAGGGGGGAACACGUUUUCUUGAAGAUGUUUUAAAGCUGGAACAAGCCUUCUUCUGUUGGUGCUUGAACUCUUGCCUGGGAAUAACUUUUUUAACCUUUAAAAAAACCAUUCACUUUGAUUCUUCUCUCCCACCCCUUCUUCUCUCUUCUUCUGUUUGCCUAACUCCCCCGCCCUGCUGGCCUCCGCUUUCCUCUCUCCCCCUUAUUAUUAUUUUUAGUCUGUGCGUGUGGACACUUUUGGAGAGUUGGAAGGGGUUUUUUUCUCCUGACUUGAACAUAGGGUGACUUUUUAAUAUUGUAUUUUAGUGUGGAUUAUCUCUUUGGACCGCGCCGGACUUGGCCUCAGGAAAGCAACCAAGGCUGCGGAAGGCGGCUGGUGCAGAACGCUCUGCUCUACAGAAGGGGGUCCCCCGCCCUCUUUUCCAAUUUUUUUUUUUUUUUUUGGCCUUCCUCUCCUUCCCUCCCUCUUCCUCCCUCUCUCUCUCUCUCUCUCCACUACCCCCCUCUUUCUUCCCCACUCGGCUCCUCUCCCCCCUCGCGCCCACAGCGUUUGGUGUUGAUUCGAGCGGGAAGAGGGGGGUGGGUGGGAUCGGUGGGGGAGACCAUGACCUCCAGCUACGGGCACGUUCUGGAGCGGCAACCGGCGCUAGGCGGCCGCUUGGACAGCCAGGGCAACCUCGACACCCUGCAGGCGAAAAAGAACUUCUCCGUCAGUCACCUGCUAGACCUGGAGGAAGCCGGGGACAUGGUGGCGGCACAGGCGGAUGAGAACGUGGGCGAGGCUGGCCGGAGCCUGCUGGAGUCGCCGGGACUCACCAGCGGCAGCGACACCCCGCAGCAGGACAAUGAUCAGCUGAACUCAGAAGAAAAAAAGAAGAGAAAGCAGCGAAGGAAUAGGACAACCUUCAAUAGCAGCCAGCUGCAGGCUUUGGAGCGUGUCUUUGAGCGGACACACUAUCCUGAUGCUUUUGUGCGAGAAGACCUUGCCCGCCGGGUGAACCUCACCGAGGCGAGAGUGCAGGUGUGGUUUCAGAACCGAAGAGCCAAGUUCCGCAGGAAUGAGAGAGCCAUGCUAGCCAAUAAAAACGCUUCCCUCCUCAAAUCCUACUCAGGAGACGUGACUGCUGUGGAGCAGCCCAUCGUACCUCGUCCUGCUCCGAGACCCACCGAUUAUCUCUCCUGGGGGACAGCGUCUCCGUACAGCGCCAUGGCUACUUAUUCUGCCACAUGUGCCAACAAUAGCCCUGCACAGGGCAUCAACAUGGCCAACAGCAUUGCCAACCUGAGACUGAAGGCCAAGGAAUAUAGUUUACAGAGGAACCAGGUGCCAACAGUCAACUGAGGAAAAAAAAUAAUUAAACAGGCCUAAGAAGAAAUCAAAAACCAUAAGACACCUAUCCUGCUCUGUUAUUUCUUCAUCUGCUGGGGGAAAAAAGUAAAUUACAAACAAACAAAGCAGAACUAAAAUAUUGGGACCAUGGCAGAGAAAAGCAGGAGAGGAGCAAAAUGAAAAUUAGUUAACAAAUGUUCCUCCUCCCUCUGGGAUACCACCACCACUUGUUUCUGUGUGUGUUUAUUUUGUUUUUCUUUCUAUUCAUGCUUUGCUUAAUGUACUCCAGGCUUCUUCAGCUAGGUUCAGCCCACCCACCCCCAUGAUUGUAUGAAGUUUUAAAAAAAACUACAGCAGCCAAAGAAACCAUAUAUAUAUAUCCAGAAUGAUUGCCUCUACUGUCCUCAUUGACUUGUUUGAACCUUAGUGCCUUACCCUGUCCUCUUCCCAGUUCUCUUUAUAGAAGCUCUAGGAGCUUUUGAAAAGCCAAAGUCUUUCUAAAGAAUCUGUGCUGGACAGACAUAAUUCCCUUUCUCAUUGUCUCCAUCUUUGUUGGUCAUGGUAAGGUUUUUCCAUCAGCCUCUGAAAAAAUAGUUGUGCACAACAUCUGGUCACUGGACUGUCUGAUCCAAUGUAACUGGCUGCGUCUGGCUGAUUCUAAGCACUAAAGUCUACAUCUAAGCUAUAGAUUUAAGCUUGAAGCUACAGAUUAUAUCACUAUCACCACCACCCCUCACCCUACGCAAUCAAUCAAUCAAUCAUCUUAAGUUAAAGAUAUUUGUUGUCUUUGAAUGAUUUGCUGUCACAGACUAUUUGGUAGAAGAAAUAUUUUUCACCUGAGAGAGGAAGAGAAAUUUCUCUACUAACACAAAGAGUGAGUUCUAAAAGGCAUGCCCACAUCUCUUCCGUGCCUUAAGGAUAGUGAGAUGCACACUUAUAUAUAUACUGUAUAUAUUUAUAUAUUUAUAUAUAUAUUUCAUAUAUAUAUAAUAUUGCAAGCUUAAGUUUGCAAUUUCCCAAACAAUACAAAAAGCAAAUUACACACCAUCACCACUGUUCUUAUCUCUAUAGCGAUGAGACAUUAAUUAGGGAUCUUGCUGCUUUUCUUUUUCUACACGAAGUUUUCAUUAAAGCCACAGAAUAAUUGAUAGGGCAGCUGUUUGAGAACAGGUCCCAUUUUCACAUUAGGGCUUUAAAUGAAUUAGAAACUAUUUGAGGCUAUAAAAAUGUCCUUGAGUUUGGAGCCUGAGCUCUGGUGAAAUGCUGAUACAUCUGAUCUAUCAUGGGAAUUGCAGUUAGAGAGAGUAAGGAAUACCAUUUAGUCAUCUAUCCGUUCUUCACUUAGCAGGAAUAUGAAAGAAAGGCACAUGUUUAAGAGGAAUACCUAAAGGUUUUUCUAAAUUCCAACAUUUAAAAGGCAAUUGUGGGCUAUUUUUAUUUUUUAAUAUUUUGAAAUAAAGUUUAGUGUCUAGGGCUGGGAACCAGGACUGAUCUUUCAUUUCUUUUUCUUUGUUCCCAGCCAUGCUUUUGUAACUUGCCAGGUGGACUUGACCAACUACAUUACCAUGCUGUGCCUCAGUUUACCCAUUUGUAAAAUGGGAUUAACAAUACUUGCCUACCUCACAGGGGUGUUGUGAGGCUCUAUUCAUUUGCUCCUUUAUUCUUUUCUGUAUUCUCUGUAUGUCCAGCACUUUGUAGCCAUGGGAGGAAAGGGACUAUAAAAGUGUUCAAUGUUAAUGGAAUGAUGAGGUACCUGAAAGCCUUGUUUUCUAGUAAGAAAAUGCUACCUUGCUGUACAUACUUAUAACCUUGUAUUUGGAAAUGAGAAAUAGGUUUAUAUUUUCAGAUCUCUCAAAAAUCACAUCAUUUGACCAAACAAUAAUUUAAGACACAUAGAAUCGAUUUUUUUAAUUUAUAUUUUCAUCCUGACCAGCUUAGUUCUAAUAAUUUUUAGUUGUGAGUGAUUAAAAAACUUUGGAUCAAUUUUGGUCAAACAUGCCAACUUUGUAGUCUGAGUGACAGGCAAGGAUUUUGGGGUUUAAGAUGCACUUUUAGCACACAUUUGUAUUUCCCUUGGCAUAUCAGAUUGAGCUAAUGGUGAUGUUAUUUCAAUCUAACAGCCACCGAUCUGAAAUUGUAUUUCAAAUGUUGAUUCUGUAGUUCUUUAAAUAAUAAUGAAGCUCAUCUUAUACAUUUUGCUUUCACCAAUUGAUUCCUUCUUCUUUUAACCCACUAUUAAAACAUUUCUUACUGAAUGGUUCAUGCAGGUUUGCUGAACAGCACGCAUUACUUGCUUCCUGAAGAGUUCCCCCAUUCAUCCAUUUGUCCCAUUAGUUGCUGUGGAUUAUCAAGUUUUGAAGGAACAGUACACCCCAACAGACUGAAACAUUCUAAGUGAAAUGAGUAUAAUCCAAGAAACUGGUGAACUUUGGAGGUUUGGAGCUUGGAGAGAAUGGUUAAGAAGAUUUGAAUUACAGGGAGGGAACAGAAAUCAUACAUGAAAAGGUUUUACUGAGAAGGGGAAAACCUUAGAUAGAGGGACAUGUGAAACAAAAUCAUUUGAAAUUUUGAUUCAGACAUCCAUUUCCAGUGGCAAACAGCAAAGCCUGAACCCAUAAACCCAAAUGAUAGGUGAAAUUGGGUGGUUUUAUCCAAUGUCUCAAGCAAGCAAUGUCUGGGAAUAUCAUAGAGUAACCAGUGCUGGUCAGCCAAAGAAACAUUCACUGCUGGUGAACCAAUACCAUAAGCAUGUAUUAUCUAAGCACUUGAUCAAGAAAUAUACAUGUUGUACAAGCUCUCAAUUUUGUUCAUUUAUUAUCAAUUUUUUAAAAUACAAGUUUGGUAUGUGAUUUGGAAAAGAUGCCUUCUGGAUCUUAAGCCAGUUGUCAGUGGAGGUCCUCAGGGCCGCAAAUGUCAAGACAUAUCCCUGUUCCUCACCAUCAUGAUACCAGAUACAGGUGAAUACAUAGGAACUAUCUGCCUGUGUCCUCAAUCUCCCUUCAAACAAGAUGCUGAUUUGUAGGGUACUUGGCAGGUUAAAUUAAACCGGAAGAGGUGACUUAAUAAAAAAGGGAAUGACAUUUAGGGUAUAAAGAUCUCAUAAGAAAUGUAAUAUGUAAAUUAUAUCUUGCUUUAUGUUGUAAAAUAUACAUUGUUUGCGCUAGAAUAGAAAUGAUUUCUUUUCAAUAAAAAGAAAGAAGGACACUA